AGCUUCGGCGGGCUAUCGGCUAAUGCAGAGUUACCCGUAAAGUCUUUAUUUCAGACCCAGGUCUCUUAUUUUGACCCGUAAACUCGGUGAGACCAGUCUCCGCUUUGGACCGGUCCCCGUCUCGGUCCUGAUGAAGACCGGACUAAUUCAAACAACCGGCCCGCUGAAGCCGCCGUGAAACUUUCUGCCCCAGAUGUGGAUCCAAGGACCAGCCUCGAACCUCAGAUCCAAACCGGAGUGUGUGUGUGUGUGUGUGUGAGAGUGAGUGUGUGAGUGUGUGUGGUUUGACUUUCUGGAUCGUUCUUUGAACGUUACUUUGACGGAACUCGUUUGUGUCGUUAUUUCAUAUUUUCAGCCCUGAAAACACUGAAACUCCCGUUUCAGGUUACUUUCUUUGACUUGACGCGCUUCAAGUCAAAACGUUUCACUAUUUCCAGCUGUCUGAUCUCUUCGACAUUGUUUCCCUCGGAAGAAGCCCUGAGCCGCACUUCCUGCUCCUCCGCCCAGCGUCCUCCUUCCUGCUCGUCCACCAUGUCCCCCCCGGCCUGCACACACUGAGGGCUCUGGGCCAAUAGCAUGCAGCGGCGGCGGCAGCAGGGGCCCCGAGUUCCCAGCAGGCGGCGCUGAUGAGAGGCGACUGGUCGGAGCUGAGUGCAGACGCCCGCUGAGGCCAUGGAAGACUUCUCCACCCGGACGUACGGCACCAGCGGCCUGGACAACAGGCCUCUGUUUGGAGAGACGUCGGCUCGGGAUCGGAUCGUCAACCUGGCCGUGGGGGGGUUCACGUCUCUGGUGGUCCUGGUGACGGUGAUCGGGUCCUUCGUCUUCCCCUCGCUGCCCCCCCGGCCCCUCAACGUCUUCUUCGCCGUCUGCAUCCUGCUGGCGUGCGGCUCCACCGUGGUGCUGAUCUUCUGGUACCGGCAGGGCGACCUGGAGCCCAAGUUCCGGAACCUGAUCUACUACAUGCUGGCGUCCAUCGUGCUGCUGUGUCUCUGUGCCAACCUGUACUUCCACGACGUGGGCGCCGACCAGAAGUGACGGGCGCCGGCCCGGCGCCGCGGCUGUCCUCUGGGACCACGGUUUGAAUCCCGGAGCGCGCUGGAGGCAGGAAGAGGGGACUGGACCGGGGAGUCUGCAGCACCUGUCCAUCCAGGGACAUCCACUGUCCUCUGAACGUCCCCACGUCAAACAGCCGAUGACUUUAUACACACACACACACACACACACACACACACACACACACACACACACACACACCGCAAGAACUGGAACAUGAAUUAGCAACGUUAAUUUUUUUUAUAAACACUUCAGCUUUUGAAUCUCUGGGAGUUUGGAGGAAUAAAAUGUAAAUAAGAAAAUAAAAAGUUACUGAUGA
Molecule: messenger RNA, 1375 nt
Organism: Salarias fasciatus (jewelled blenny)
Lineage: Eukaryota; Metazoa; Chordata; Actinopteri; Blenniiformes; Blenniidae
Gene: tmem243b
Product: transmembrane protein 243, mitochondrial b
Exons: 5
Coding region: 673-1038 (121 amino acids)
Source: RefSeq, a predicted model, not a curated record